This is a messenger RNA of Corticium candelabrum, 2501 nucleotides long. RefSeq names its product fibrinogen C domain-containing protein 1-like. The record is from RefSeq and is a predicted model, not a curated record. Lineage: Eukaryota; Metazoa; Porifera; Homoscleromorpha; Homosclerophorida; Plakinidae. The transcript has a single exon. The coding region runs from base 1406 to 2347 and encodes 313 amino acids.
UUGUCCCUUUUUUGGUCCCUUGCUGCAAGUCGGGUGCACCUUUUAGAAACUUCCUGAACACUGGGUAAACUCCAAAGAGAAUACCCUCAAGCUUCAGCAGGACAACCCUCGAUCCUUCCCACAUGGAAGUAUAUAAAGACCAAAUUCUGCAAGGUGGGAAUCAAACCAAUACUCAGUGGUGCCAGGCCAGCGACUAUGCCACUAGACCAAUCCCUUUGUUGUGCAACAGCACACAGAUGCAUGGACAGACGGCCAAAUGAAUGAAGGCAAUCUCGAAUGCUUAUUCAUAUGAAACCUUUAUAUAGGACUUAAAAAGCUUUAAUUAAUGAUGGCCCUGUAAAGGUUACGCAGUUAGCGAACACAUGUUGCUGGUCUCUACAUGUUGUGUGUACAUAAGUUGUAUACAAAUAUCAGCUUAAUUCCACCUUUAUCAUAAACAUUCUGUUUGUAUGGGCCACAACGACCAAUAAAUGCCCAAGGUUUCUCUUUGUGAUUGCAGUAGCUAUCUCGCCUUAGAUUGUUAUACAUGUAAGGCUGCAUUCAGCACAGCUAUGGACAGAUAUAUGCUUCUGUACUUUUCGCCAAUUUGAUAAUAGUCUUAAAAUUUGGGGAAUUAAGAAAGGUCUUGAUAAGUUACUGUGUUUGAAAUUCAAAUUGACAUGCUUGUUGCUGCUAAGCGUGCACAAAUUACAAAUAUAUUAAGGUCGUCGGUAUCUAGAUGUAAACCAUAUCUCCAGAAGAACUAUAUUUUAGAUAUGGCAACUUCUCAGUAAAUUUUGGGUUACCGGUAUUAUGAUUAUGAGUCUAGAGGUGUGCAGACACAGAAAGUAAUAACUAGUGUUGAUGUAACUAUCUUAUACCUAUCUUGCUCGAGUUGUGAUGAAAUAGAGAAAGCAAUCAGUCCUCAUGCAAGCACACCAGGAAAGCCUUUAGAAUUAUGUACUAUAGCAGCUAUUCAAGGUUGUUAUUAUAAACUAUGUUGACAAGUCACAGUCCCUGCCCUUAUUAUUAAACUGCUGAUUCCUAAUAAUUUUGCAGGUUUAUCUUUAUUUAUUUAUCAAUAGUUAAAUGACAGGUAUUGAGGCGUGGCAGUUGCUCAAUUUAGAUGUGUUGAUGCGUGUGUACUGUAGGAAAUGAUCUUGUUCUCACCAAAAUGUCAGCAGAUUGUGACUUUUCGAUUGGCACAAAAGCUUCUUGAUAAAUACCGUUCACCUCCUCGCCACCUUAAUUCUUCUCCCAUGCACGGUAGAGCGCUUGCACAAUGCUCCUGCAUCAGCUGAUGACCGAGCAGCUGUCUCCUCAUAGUGUGCUGAUCAUACAACAAUCGUCAUCGUACUAAUAAUCGCAUUCGCGUGUAUCAAUCAGCACCUGCAGGCUCCUCUGUCGAGUGCAACCUUGCGUGGAAAUGUCACGGCGUCUCUCAAUUUUCUUCUGUUGUUCUCUGUUAGUCUCAAGUAUACACAAGUCUCUAUCAGCUUUCGUCAUCGAGGAGAGCGAGAGUGGAAAUGUGUGUCUACACGCCGAGCGGACUCUCGAUCUUUCUGCUGGAAAUGAAGUCACACUAAACGGACAAACAGUGGCGUCCAUGAUCGAGACCAGCAUUCAGAGUCUCGUCGAGAGAGUAACGCUUUUGGAAGAGACUCUAGCCAACAUGACUGCAGUGCAACCAACUUCACCUUACGUCAGCAAUUGCAAUGCGCCAAGGAGCUGCAAAGAAAUCAACGUCAGCGGGAAAGAAAGCAGUGGCGUGUACGCUAUCGAUCCUCAAGACGGAUUCGGUCCAUUCCACGUCUACUGUGAUAUGAAGACGGAGGGUGGAGGAUGGACGGUCUUUCAACGUCGUCUAGACGGCUCUGUCAACUUCUAUCUCGGCUGGAGCAGCUACAAGAACGGAUUCGGAAAUCUGGACGGUGAAUUUUGGUUGGGACUUGAUAAAAUCCACCGACUGGCCAAAACAAAGCAAGAUCUACGGAUCGAUUUGUCAGACUUCAAUGGUAAUAAAAAGUAUGCCAGAUAUUCUGGUUUUACUGUUGGAGGUGAGAGUACCGAUUACCUAAUGCAUUGUGGAAAAUAUUCUGGGAAUGCUGGGGAUUCUUUCUCAUAUCACAACAACACCAAGUUUUCAACAAAAGACUACGAUAAUGACAAGUGGUCUUCAAACUGUGCUACUGAAUUCAAGGGUGCAUGGUGGUACAAGCAUUGUCACAGAUCCAAUCUCAAUGGCCAGUAUUUGAGAGGGAAUCAUAGCAGGGAAGCAGUCGGUGUCAACUGGUACACAUUUAAGGGACAUUAUUAUUCACUCAAGUUCACCGAAAUGAAACUACAACCAGAACAGAAAAAGUACUAGACACAUUUUUAAUUCUUCUACAGCAUGUGUAGACACGAUUUGAGAUAAACCAAAUGACUGAAUAUUAAUGCAGUCAUUCGGAUGCAAAUUUUUGCACAAUCUAGCUAAUAACUUCAUAUUAUAUCUACAUUAAUACACAAAAUAUAUCACAAUC